CGCAAAAGCCCGUGUGUGUGCCGUGCAAAAAGAAUCACAAGCUGCGAUUUGCAAUCAAAUCGAAAGUUUAGAAAAAAACACUUUCUUUCGCGAUAACAAAUUCUUUCCCCACUUGAAAAUGGCGCUCCACUUUGCCCUUCGCGCGUCCUGCCGCAACUCGGCUCCGAUCUUCGUGUCCCUGCUGAACAGUUCCGCCAGGACUGCCGCCGCUCCGUCGGGCAUCGCUUCCGCUUCCCGUGCCCUGCUGGCCAAGCCAGCGACCGUCGCCACCACCUCGCUGAGACAGUUUGCCGUGAGUGCGGCGCGUCGUUCCGCGGCCGGCGGAAGCCACAUCGCGCUGUGGAACGCCGAGCGGGCGCUUUCGGUUGGCCUGCUGGGGGUCAUCCCGGUGGGACUGAUGUUCCCGUCGCAGGUCGGGGACGCCCUGAUUGCCAUCAGCGUCGUGAUGCAUCAGCAUUGGGGUCUGGAGGCCAUCGUGACCGAUUACGUGCGGCCAAUCUUGUUCGGAACGCUGGUGCCCAAGCUGGCCCACGGACUGCUGCUGCUUGUUUCGGCUGCCACCCUCGGAGGUCUGUUCUACUUCAUCCACAAUGACAUCGGAAUCGCCAACACCAUCCGGAAGAUCUGGUCCACCAAGCCGAAGGCUUAAGCCGUGAUUGAACAGCUUUAAAUUAUUUCUUAGCAGCUAAGCAGAAAGAAGGGAAUCGUUCGGAUGAGGAAACGCUACACACACACAGGAAGUGAUCACGAUCUUGAGUCGCCGAGCGAAAGCAAAUUUGAAUAACAAAGUUAUGUCUCUUAUUUCAAAGUAAAUACAUUACUGUAUAUCGAGUCGAAAGA
Molecule: messenger RNA, 840 nt
Organism: Culex pipiens pallens (northern house mosquito)
Lineage: Eukaryota; Metazoa; Arthropoda; Insecta; Diptera; Culicidae
Gene: SdhD
Product: succinate dehydrogenase [ubiquinone] cytochrome b small subunit, mitochondrial
Exons: 3
Coding region: 119-649 (176 amino acids)
Biological process (GO): tricarboxylic acid cycle; mitochondrial electron transport, succinate to ubiquinone
Cellular component (GO): mitochondrial envelope; membrane
Molecular function (GO): ubiquinone binding; heme binding
Source: RefSeq, a predicted model, not a curated record